Messenger RNA from Colletotrichum scovillei, 3533 nucleotides. RefSeq names its product DNA repair helicase. The coding region runs from base 1041 to 3416 and encodes 791 amino acids. Lineage: Eukaryota; Fungi; Ascomycota; Sordariomycetes; Glomerellales; Glomerellaceae. The record is from RefSeq and is a predicted model, not a curated record. Gene Ontology annotation, molecular function: damaged DNA binding; DNA helicase activity; ATP binding. The transcript has 9 exons. Gene Ontology annotation, biological process: transcription by RNA polymerase II; positive regulation of mitotic recombination; nucleotide-excision repair. Gene Ontology annotation, cellular component: nucleus.
UUCAAAGUGAGAAUGUGCCGCGCAUAUACGCAGGGUGUGUUCGAUUCCCAUCAGCCUUAUGCUGUGCCGGGCGGGUAGCCAAGAACAAUUCUCCGCCUUCCCGACGGAUUCGUCAGCCAUCCCGUCAAAGACGUCCUACCUUAAGUAUCCGAACUAAGUAUCCGAACGCUAGGUGGGCGUGAUAAAACCACUACCGGAGAGUCACCACUUGCUGAAUCACGAAAGGAGUGGCCGGUGCUGUGAGUAGUACGAAUAACCAGCAUCGCGUUUGACGUCUCUGUGCGGAAGAGCGCGAAUACCCGAACCGGUUGGAAAUCUGAUACGAAUCAAACAAAAAAGGGACCAAAUGAUGAUUGACGGCGACAAAAAGUGGCAGGAAAGUGCCAAAGCGACUCUUGAGCGGACUACCUUAGGGCGCGCGCGCUGAACCUGGAAGUGACAAGCACCUCAGCCAAGCACCAGCCAACCCGAAACAAGAUGAUGACCAACGUGGGAUGACAUAAGCUCAUUCAUCACGUGAGGCCGCGACUGUUUGGCAUCAAAGACUGGGAAGCUGUAGCCUGUCGGAAUCGAUCCCUCAGGUUCGCUGGGUCCGCCUCACGUCACUCAUCGAGACAACUUUUCGGCACGGCAGAAGAUGGCCAUUGAGCUUCGCACUUGACGACCUAGUCUCGACUGUAACCACGAACUCCUUCUCAAUCUCGAACUCGACCUCGGCCCCAACCUCAACCUCGAUCUCCACUACCUCUGGAACAACUCUAACCGUAGAGCCGCUUCUGUAGCACAAGAUUGCACUAGUCUGAUGAGAUCUGCUUCGGAAUCUGGCGCCCGUGACCACGCUCCCGCUUUACUCGUCCACCUGGUCCAUUUCCUCCUCAAUCCACUCCACCUCCCCAUUAAUCAAUCUCAAUCCGUCAGCACAUAUCCUUGACCAUCACGACCUUCUCUCAUUAUUCAGAAUCGCUCCUGCCUCUCCUUGCACUCACGUUGAACGAUCAACUUGACUGUAUCGCUAGCUGCGGCACUCUUGCCGUCUCAAGAUGAAGUUCUUCAUCGACGAAUUGCCAGUCCUUUUCCCAUAUCCUUCGAUCUACCCUGAGCAAUAUGCAUACAUGUGUGAUCUCAAAAAGACCCUGGACGCAGGGGGGCACUGCGUACUGGAGAUGCCUUCAGGGACAGGAAAGACGGUUUCGCUGCUCUCGCUCAUCGUCGCUUACCAGCAACACAACCCCGAGCACCGAAAGCUAAUCUAUUGCUCUCGUACAAUGUCUGAGAUCGAAAAGGCUCUCGCCGAGCUCAAGGCUCUCAUGAAGUAUCGAGCACAAGAGCUUGGCGAGGAGGAAGAGUUCCGUGGCCUGGGCUUGACAAGCCGAAAGAAUUUAUGCCUUCACCCAUCUGUAAAACAGGAGAAGAGUGGUUCCGUCGUCGACGCACGCUGUCGUAGCUUGACAGCAGGCUUUGUCAAGGAGAAAAAAGACCGCGGCGAGAACGUCGACGUUUGUGUCUACCAUGAUAACUUGGACCUGCUUGAGCCACACAACCUGAUUCCAAACGGAGUUUGGACGUUUGAAGGCCUCUUGAAGUACGGCGAGCAACAUAAGCAAUGUCCGUACUUCACCGCAAGACGCAUGAUGCAAUUCUGCAACGUUAUCAUCUACUCGUACCACUACCUACUUGAUCCUAAAAUCGCCGAGAGGGUAUCAAGGGAGCUCUCAAAAGACUGCAUCGUGGUUUUUGAUGAGGCUCACAAUAUCGACAACGUCUGCAUCGAAUCUCUCAGCACAGACAUCACGGAAGACUCUCUACGGAAAGCCACAAGGGGCGCGCAGAACUUGGAACGAAAGAUUACAGAAAUGAGGGACACCGACCAAGAGCAACUGCAAAACGAAUACCAGAAACUGGUCGAAGGACUUCGUGGCGCAGAUGAAGCACGGCAAGAAGAUGCGUUUAUGGCGAAUCCAGCACUUCCCGAUGAUCUGCUCAAAGAGGCGGUUCCGGGUAACAUCAGAAGAGCGGAACACUUUGUAUCCUUCCUAAAGAGAUUCAUCGAGUAUCUCAAGACUAGGAUGAAGGUCAGGCAUACGAUAUCGGAAACACCCCCGUCUUUCCUCGCCCAUCUCAGGGAAUACACAUUCAUCGAAAAGAAGCCACUCAGAUUCUGCGCCGAAAGAUUGACGUCACUUGUACGGACCCUUGAGCUCACCAAUAUUGAGGACUAUCAACCCCUGCAGGAAGUUGCUACAUUCGCAACGCUUGUGGCGACGUACGAGAAGGGUUUCCUGCUCAUUCUCGAGCCUUUCGAGUCAGAAACGGCAGAGGUACCCAACCCUGUCCUGCACUUCACGUGUCUCGACGCCGCCAUCGCAAUCAAGCCCGUCUUUGACAGAUUCAGCUCCGUCAUCAUCACGUCAGGAACAAUCUCACCCCUUGAAAUGUAUCCAAAGAUGCUGGGGUUCUCAACCGUUGUGCAGGAGUCCUACAGCAUGACCUUGGCCAGAAGAUCAUUCCUGCCAAUGAUCGUGACUCGUGGAAGCGACCAAUCUUCUAUUUCGACCAGUUUUCAGGUCCGGAACGAGCCGAGUGUCGUUCGUAAUUACGGCACUCUCCUAACCGAGUUCGCCAAAAUCACGCCAGACGGCAUGGUCGUUUUCUUCCCCUCCUACUUGUACAUGGAGUCCAUCAUCAGCAUGUGGCAGGGCAUGAAUAUUCUCGAAGAAGUCUGGAAGUACAAGCUGAUUCUGGUUGAGACACCAGAUGCACAAGAGACGUCGCUCGCGCUAGAGACAUACAGGACAGCCUGCUGCAAUGGCCGCGGCGCCGUACUACUCUGUGUCGCCCGUGGCAAGGUCUCGGAGGGCAUCGAUUUCGAUCACCAAUACGGUCGGACCGUCUUGUGCAUAGGCGUGCCGUUCCAGUACACCGAGUCCCGCAUCCUCAAGGCCCGUCUCGAGUUCCUGCGAGAAACGUAUCGCAUCCGCGAGAACGACUUCCUGUCCUUCGACGCUAUGCGCCACGCUGCGCAGUGUCUGGGUCGAGUCUUGAGAGGUAAGGACGAUUACGGCAUCAUGGUCCUCGCGGACCGUAGAUUCCAGAAGAAGCGGACACAGCUGCCCAAAUGGAUCAAUCAGGGCCUGCUUGAUGCCGACACAAACGUCAGCACGGACAUGGCCGUCAGCAGCGCCCGGCGUUUCCUCAAGCAAAUGGCCCAGCCGUUCCGAGCAAAAGAUCAGGAAGGUGUGAGUACCUGGAGUUACGAGGACUUGAUGAGGCACAAGGAGAAAAUGGACUUGGAGCGAAUUCAGGAGCUCGAAGAGGUUGGUGCUGGUGGGGACGGCUACGGCGCCGACGGAGGUGACGAGUAUGGCAUGGAUGAUGACCUCGACCAUGACUUGAUGGAGAUUGACGACGGGUUUUGAGGGCAUUAUGCCAGAGGAUCGUCCACCUCGCAAUUAUGGUGCAAGGCUCGAGGUGGUAGAGAUUCGUCACUUUCGCUGAGACGGUGCGGACGAGGAUACAGAAAUCUGAGAACGGGG